Molecule: messenger RNA, 10478 nt
Organism: Oncorhynchus keta (chum salmon)
Lineage: Eukaryota; Metazoa; Chordata; Actinopteri; Salmoniformes; Salmonidae
Product: protein argonaute-3
Exons: 19
Coding region: 1335-3938 (867 amino acids)
Biological process (GO): regulation of stem cell proliferation; regulatory ncRNA-mediated gene silencing
Molecular function (GO): RNA binding; protein binding
Source: RefSeq, a predicted model, not a curated record
GGAGAGGAAAAGGGAAACAUUUUGACGUAAAAACUGAGAUGUUCUUUGUGUUACUGUAAUAUGAUGUAUUCCCAUUGGCUAAAGUCAAAGCACAUACUUUGUAAUCGGAGGCUAAACAUCGCGAGACUUGCAGGAACGCUUGCGAAACUGGUCAAGCAGACCAGGCCGGGGUUUGGGGUUCGAGAAGUGAAACAUUCUUCCUUAGUUGUUAAUUUUUCGAAAUCUGAAGUCACAGCCUAGAUUCGAUCCAAUUCCUUAAUUGAACAUGUUAUUACUCAGACCUCGUGAAAGUGACAAACUGACUCGUUUUCAUUUUCGUCAAAAAUAAGAUUUCGGGGGGUGCCUUUGACGGCGUGCACAUGCGCAAUUAUGCGCGAGACAACCGUUAGACUCGAUGACGUAUUUCUGCGCAUGAGCUUAGCUAGCUGACGUGAUCGGGGAUUUCUAGUGGACAAGCAGUUUCUGCCCAUCUUCCUACUGUACUGUCUUUGGGCGAAGUGCAUCAUUCUGACGUUUGGCGUUUCCUUUUUGAGAUAGAACCCACCUCUUGAUAGAACCCACCUCUUCCUGUCGGUGUCAGACUAGUAACUUCACCAUAUUUAGUUGGUCAGAGCCCUACAGAGUUGAGCACAGGCAACUGGGAUGAAAAUCUUAGCCAUAUCGACGAAUGCAACCGGGAGUUGACAGCCUAGAAACAGCAAGACUGGCCGCUGUUGGAGAGUGACAUCAGUGGAAACUAGGCGGCACAUCAAAACGGGUGCAAGCUCCCUAUCGACAGCAGACUUUGAGUGAUAAGUAGCUGUCUAUUGUCGGAUGAGAAUUCUAACUAGUAGUCGUAGGUAGCUAGAUGGCUAGCUAGCUAAUUAUCGCCAACUACCAAGCCUUAAACUCGAUAUCUUCUGGACGUAAAACUGGACUGAUCAGAUUUUUAUUCAGCAAACUGAUAAUAAACUAAAGAGCCCAGUGAAUCUGCAAUGAUGAUAUCUUGACAUUGUCUGUUAGCUAUGCUUGUCUCAAUCCAUUUGCUAAUCUAGCAGCUAGCUAGUUUAUCGUCGUCGUUGAGGCUCGAGCAAGUAUCGCCGUGGCAGUGAAUUCCGAUUGGAUACCUUGAUCGACUUGCAGACACCGGGACACGGAAGACCCUCAUCCAAAGGGACUGGAAAAGGGGCCCGUUUGACAGUGCGCAUAGAAGAGAAUUCGGGGAAACCCGUAACUACUCUGUUGCAUCGCCUGUGCGGUGUUGUGAACUACCGAUAAACUAGAUUGAACCAAGGAAGAGUUCCUGACAUUUGACAUCUGUGAUCCGGGGAGUGAACCGGGCAGGGACCUCAUGAAUGGAAAUCGGAACGACAGGAGCCGUUGGAGCCCAGCCCCUGUUCACUGUGCCACGGCGGCCUGGCUAUGGCACCAUGGGAAAGCCCAUCAAGCUGCUGGCCAACUGCUUCCAGGUGGAUAUCCCCAAGAUAGACGUCUACCUCUAUGAGGUGGACAUCAAGCCCGAGAAGUGCCCGCGCCGCGUCAACAGGGAGGUGGUGGACUCCAUGGUGCAGCACUUCAAGGUUACCAUCUUUGGGGAUCGUCGGCCAGUCUACGAUGGGAAGAGGAGCUUGUACACAGCCAACCCGCUGCCUGUGGCAACCGCAGGGGUGGAUCUGGAUGUCACGCUACCGGGUGAAGGGGGCAAGGACCGGCCCUUUAAGGUCUCAAUCAAGUUUGUGUCUCUGGUGAGCUGGCACAUGCUGCACGAGGUGCUAACCGGCCGCAGCGUGCCUGAGCCCCUGGAGCUGGACAAGCCCAUCAGCACCAACCCAGUACACGCUGUGGACGUGGUUCUUCGACACCUGCCCUCCAUGAAGUACACUCCAGUGGGCCGCUCCUUCUUCUCAGCCCCGGAGGGCUACGACCAUCCCCUGGGAGGGGGCAGAGAGGUGUGGUUUGGUUUCCACCAGUCUGUACGCCCCGCCAUGUGGAAGAUGAUGCUCAAUAUUGACGUGUCUGCCACGGCCUUCUACAAAGCCCAGCCAGUGAUCCAGUUCAUGUGUGAGGUCCUGGACAUCCACAACAUAGACGAGCAGCCCCGACCUCUCACAGACUCCCACCGGGUCAAAUUCACCAAAGAAAUCAAAGGUCUGAAGGUGGAGGUCACACACUGUGGCACCAUGCGGAGGAAGUACCGUGUUUGCAAUGUGACCCGUCGGCCCGCCAGCCAUCAAACGUUCCCUCUGCAGCUGGAGAAUGGUCAAACGGUGGAGCGCACGGUGGCCCAGUACUUCAGAGAGAAGUACAGCCUGCAGCUCAAGUAUCCCCACCUGCCCUGCCUCCAGGUGGGGCAGGAGCAGAAGCACACCUACCUGCCCCUGGAGGUGUGUAACAUAGUAGCAGGGCAGCGCUGCAUCAAGAAACUGACAGAUAAUCAGACGUCCACUAUGAUCAAAGCCACGGCUCGCUCUGCACCUGACAGACAGGAGGAGAUCAGCCGACUGGUGCGCAGUGCCAACUACGAGUCUGACCCCUUUGUGCAGGAGUUUCAGUUCAAGGUGCGCGACGAGAUGGCCCACGUGACGGGGCGCGUGCUGCCUGCCCCCAUGCUGCAAUACGGCGGCAGGGUGAGCACAGAGCACUUUAUGAACCGGACAGUGGCCACCCCAAGUCACGGGGUGUGGGACAUGAGGGGCAAACAGUUCCACACGGGAGUGGAGAUCAAGAUGUGGGCCAUCGCAUGUUUUGCCACACAGAGGCAGUGUCGUGAGGAGAUCCUCAAGGGUUUCACAGACCAGCUGCGUAAGAUCUCCAAGGAUGCUGGGAUGCCCAUCCAGGGCCAGCCGUGUUUCUGUAAAUACGCCCAGGGAGCCGACAGUGUGGAGCCCAUGUUCAGGCACCUGAAGAACACCUACUCUGGACUGCAGCUCAUCAUCGUCAUCCUGCCUGGAAAGACCCCAGUCUAUGCGGAGGUGAAGAGGGUGGGAGACACUCUCCUAGGAAUGGCCACUCAGUGUGUCCAGGUGAAGAACGUGGUGAAGACGUCCCCCCAGACCCUCUCCAACCUCUGCCUCAAGAUCAACGUCAAGCUGGGGGGAAUCAACAAUAUCCUGGUGCCCCACCAACGACCCUCAGUAUUCCAGCAGCCAAUCAUCUUCCUGGGGGCGGACGUUACACACCCCCCUGCUGGAGAUGGGAAGAAGCCCUCCAUUGCUGCAGUGGUGGGCAGUAUGGACGCCCACCCCAGCAGGUACUGUGCCACAGUCCGGGUCCAGAGGCCCAGACAGGAGGUGAUCCAGGAUCUGGCCUCUAUGGUCCGAGAGCUGCUGAUCCAGUUCUACAAGUCGACCCGCUACAAGCCCACCAGGAUCAUCUUCUACAGGGACGGAGUGUCAGAGGGCCAGUUCAGACAGGUGUUGUACUACGAGCUGCUGGCCAUCCGCGAGGCCUGCAUUGGCUUAGAGAAGGAGUACCAGCCUGGCAUCACCUACAUCGUGGUCCAGAAACGCCACCACACCCGCCUCUUCUGUGCCGACCGCAACGAAAGGGUUGGACGCAGUGGAAACAUUCCUGCGGGCACCACGGUGGACACGGACAUCACGCACCCGUACGAGUUUGACUUUUACCUCUGCAGUCACGCUGGAAUACAGGGGACCAGUCGGCCAUCCCACUACCAUGUCCUGUGGGACGACAACUGCUUCACGGCCGAUGAGUUCCAGCUGCUCACCUACCAGCUGUGCCACACCUACGUGCGCUGUACCCGCUCCGUCUCCAUCCCCGCGCCAGCCUACUACGCCCACCUGGUGGCCUUCCGUGCCCGUUACCAUCUGGUGGACAAGGAGCACGACAGUGCGGAGGGCAGCCAUGUCUCUGGUCAGAGUAACGGUCGGGACCCCCAGGCUCUGGCCAAGGCGGUGCAGAUUCACCACGACACGCUGAGGACCAUGUACUUCGCCUGAGCACCACCCCACACCACCAUCACCGCACUUAAAGCACACAUACACACACAAGCCCCGCCUGCCAGUCAAGGAGGGUUGCCUCCCCCCACAACCAGUCAAUCCGGACCUGACACUGUGUAGAGGGGGGUGGGGGAAGCCCCCCGCAAUGGACUGAGGAUGCAGACAGACGCUGCUUUAAAACAAGAGAGGAAGAACUUGGCACUAUUAUGCAAUAUUAACCCAGCCAACUGCUUUUCCUGGGCACCCCAACUCCGCCCCCACCCUCCUCCAGUCCCUCCCUCCUUUUCACCGGUCAUGAAGGAGAUCCGUUUUGAUUCCGGAUGUGUAUGGUCAACGUUGCAGAAAUCGUUCCCUUUCGUCAUCAUGCCUUUUAACAUCAGCUCAGUUUUUAACGGCAGCACUUCCUGCCCUUUUUCGUGGUUAGUUCUGUUUUGACAUUUUCUUUCAUCAAAGGUUGAGGAGAGAAGAAGAAAAAAUGAUCAGGAGUGUGAAGGGUGGAUCUCUAUCGGUGCAGACCCAUCACUGCGCACAAGCUUGACACUGGUAUUUUCCUCUCCUUUCCUCUCCAGCUUUUUUUUUUUUAGCCAAUGGUGACUUAUCAAAAGUGUGAGUGUGUCAAUGGACACUGUGUGGUAGGAGACGAACACAAGCUAUUAUUGUGAGCACAGUGCCACCUGGAGUCUAAACGGUGUAAAUGCUCUCUUCAAAAGUUCCAGUCUGUCUGAUGAAUAAGCUAUGAUGCUAAUCAUAUGAUAUCCAACUCGUUAUCAUUUGACUUGAACCAAUAAGUGCUGUGCGUAUACGCUGGCACACAUCAUAGAGGGUAAUACAAUGAUAUCACACCCUAGGUCAGUCCCCUAUGACAUAGGUCUAAUGUGCUGUCACAUCAACUAACUACAUUGCAAUGUGACCCUGUUUUGAAUUUUCUUUCCUGUACAUCGUGUGUUGAUAUUUAAGGUGCUUGUUUCGUUUGGUUUUUUUACCAUUCUUUCCAGUAUUUAUUAGUACGCUCAAGAUAUAGUAAUUUAAUAUGAGACGAGCGUUUUUAAUUCUGCAUUCUAUCUCAUUGCUCUUUCGAUCUAUCCGCUCUCUUGGAUUUUAAUUUGUGGUGGAAGAUCCUAAAUUGAAUGACUGAUCGUGUUGCUUUCUCCUAGUGCAAUAAUCUUUUAGCUGAGGGGAAGGAAGCUUCUUCUAGAAGAUACGGUUUGAAUAUCUGGAAGUCUGUAGCAGUGCGUUACGAGAAUGUAGCAGAACCCAGAUCUCCUAUGUGAACUCUGUUCACAAAAUUGCCACUUUCCCGUUGCUCCUCUUUAUGAAGGUGAGUAGAGGGGUUCAGAGGUCGAAUGGUUAUGCCAGUGAGUGUGUUAUGGGUUAGAAAUCAAGUGCCUGGUUUUGGAAAUGAACAGUUAAAUGGAAAGUUGUAUCGAUGGAUUAUGAUGUGGAGAUCCUAGCCUUUAAAAUGUAUUCAAACAAGGAAGUUAAAGGGCAAAAUUUAGCUGGAGAAAGUUGACUAAGAUACAUUUUGCCUCUAUUUUUUUUUCUUCUUCUUUUUUUUGACAGACAUUACAUCGCAUUGAAAUCCUCAUGAUAGAAAAUAUAUAUAUUCUGUGUGUGUUAGUUUAUCCUAUUGUCUUUGCCUAAUAGCAGCAGUAUUUUAGCAGAUCAAGUCGUGCUGCACUCUCUCUAUCCUCAUCAGACAUGGAUCUAGCUGCUAUAUCUACAUGUACUCAAGGUGACUAAGAAUCGAGGCAUGCCUCAGUCAUGAGCGGCAGGAGAGCUAAGCUGACAUUUCAUUUUUUUUCUUCGCCAUAUAACUGAGCAUCCAAACCAAUAGUAGCUUAGCUGUCUUCUCGAGUCAACAACUCGACGAAUCUUGGAAGUCCGGGAGACUGAGUGAGUGACUUGUGUGGUCGCUGCUUAGCUCCUCUGCUCUGUGACGUGAGGCAUGCCUAGUGUCCAAGAGAGAGACAAUAAUCUGCACUAAAAGAAGUGCGUGUCAGACCGAACACAUGCCUCUGGUGCUAUGGGGGGUGGCCUCCUUGCUGCGCCCCUUUGAGAAUUUGCAGUCUGAGUAGGCCUUUGGGGGGGUACAAAUGUACUGUAGUAAACCUCCCAAUGAGGUAAACGAGAGGGUCUUAUGUGGGGCACUGUAGGGAUUCUUGUCCUAACUGUUAGUGGAAUCAGUUGCCAUUGAGAAUCUCUUGUUUUGACGGUACAAUGAUACGAGGACACAGUUCUCAAGGCAAGGACUGCCCCAAGAGGUGAACGGUAGUGUGGUCCAAUGGUAGAAUCCUGUGUCCCCCUGUAGUUGCAUUUGACAGCCUUCCCAACUCUAGCCUUCCCCUGGCUGGAAGCCAAUGAGUUUGAGCCUUCAUGAUCUUCACUAGUGUCCAAAAAGCCUUUUUAAAAAGCCAGAUUGGAAGAUGUGUAUAUGUACCUUUCACAUUAUUGCAAUGCUCACACCACUUAUUUUUGCUAACAAAAAAAAAUCUAACAUAUGUAGUUAAUCAUCAUAGUAAUAAUAUCAUUAAAGGUAAACGGUAAUAAAAUAUGUAAGAGUUGAUAAUGCAAUAGACUGUUGUUGACUCGUGUCCCGUGGCAAUGUAUAACAUUAAUUUGUUUAUUUUGGCGUGCGUACAUUGGCGGUGAAUGUAUUUCGACAUGUAACGUGUGUCUGGAUUGUUAGACUGUUAUGGAUCGGGAUGUGGUGGACUUGUCUCCUCUGAGUUCCAGAAGUAAGAGGUGCUUCUAUUUCUGGCACUCUUGGCAGCUGUUGUCAGAUCUUCCCUGUUGUCAUAGAAUCCAAAUGGAAUCGUUAGACUGUUUUUAAGAGCAUAACUGUUCUGAUCCAGAUCGUCUUUCUCAGGCGGGAGUUGACGCCUGUAGAGUAGGGGGAGAGCGGGAGAAACCGGAAUGAGAUGGUUACCCUGACUGGUCAUCAUUAACGUUUAGUACCGAUGUGUCUCGCAGGUUUUGAGGUUGAGCCUUGUGGGUUAUGAGGCCCCUAUAGAGCGAGACCUGGCUCGUAACUGUUGCUUUUCUCCACGUGCAACCAGGGGCACUUCUUGUGCUCCGGAAUACAAAGCCGAAAGGCCUCCAGUAAGUCUGCAAUGUGACAGUCUAUAAUCUCAUUUGUUUUCCCCCCACUCUCUCCUGUCUUUUGCCUCCCAUUACCAGAGGACUUACAUUCCAUAGCCAGUCGAUAUGCCAUCGGAUUCCCCUGAGAAGUGGAGAAAAGAUGGAAGACUAGAGGACAGAAGACAUUAAGUAUGUGUUGGUUGGUACAGAGUAGGGCAUUGUAGUUAGAUGGGGGUUUUGUGCACGUGGCUGGUUCUGGUGUGUGUAAAGUGAGAAGUAGGGCUAAGUGCCAUUUGAGGGAGGUGGCGUGUCUGGAUCGGGACAUUGUUUAGCAAGCGACAAGCGUAGCUCUCAUCCAAGCUGACAUUAUGAUGAACGUCAAGGACGACAGAACAUCCAGAUUUUCCUGGGCAAAAGAACACAGGUUUACAUAUAGCAGAUGUGUUCGCCUAACAUCCUUAUAACAUUACAACUCACUAAAUUGUCGUCAGUAACGUUUUUCAGAUGUUUGUUUUGUUUUCAGCAGUUUUUUUCUUUUGUACUUAGUUUAUAGAUAUUUAUGAGCAAGGCCUUUCUAGGUCUAAAACAUCACCCCAGAGUUUCCUAUACUCUAUGGAAAAGUAGCUAUAUGUACAGUAGCUAUGUCUGUGUUCAUUCCAUUUGCCUGUGACGCACAGAUGUACUGGAUUUUGAGUUCUUUCUUUUCGGGGUAGAAGGUAAAUCUAUGGCAGAGUGAUGAAGGCCACAGAAAGUGCCUUUCUUAAUGGUGGUGCUGUGUGCACAGUACACACACACACACACACACCAAGAUUGAUACUGAGGACCCGCAGUCUGUUUGUUAAAGUAUAUGAUUGUGGUUGAGGGUUCACUUAGUGGUGCAUUUUGAGUCUGGACCAAUGGACUCGGUUGGUUGGUACAGUGGAACUUGCAUUGACAAGCGAGGUCACAUUUUAAACCGAUGUGUGUGUGUGUGUGUGACACAGCCUUGCCCACGAAUGACAAACAUAGCACAGCACUUUAUAGACUGCCACUCUCACUCAGACAUAAAGCCAAGAGGUUUUCUAUCUCUGUUCCUCCUCCAAUCCCCGCCUCCCAGGUAAAGUGGUGUAUCGAGGACUUGUUUUAUUAUGUGAAUGAGGAGAUUUUCCUCCUCUGGGAAAGGGAAUUGGAUUACGACGCCAAACAACGGUUGCUAUCGCUACUUAGGUGGUCAUUUUAAAAGCGUGCCUCCAGCUCAUGUGACUUCGCUGAUGAUGACUCUGUUUUGAGUCCGCCUGCAUUUAUAUGGUUUCUCCUUAAGAAUCUGAAACCACCAAUGGUUUUUAAGUGUUCCAGUGUAAGGCGUCCAUAUUAGGAAGUCGGCAGUUGUCUGGCCCAUGGCGUUCUCUCAUCCUAGUGCAAUGCCCUCGCCCUGCUGUGUGUCCGUCUUGUCCUUAAUGGAAGGAUAGUGGGCCCACUUUCAUUGGUGUUUUGGUGCAAGAUUGGGUGUAGAAUAAGACUCCGAGGGUCUUUAUGAGUCAUUUUGGGGUACCGGUCAGUCGGGGGGUGAUACCUUUACAAGAGAUUUAAAAUAAAAUAUGCGCCUCACUUACCUUUGUAUGCUGCAUAUGUUAUACCAUAGAGGAAAAACUGCAAAUAUUGCUUUGGUUAUUACAGUAUAAUGCUUGAUUAAUACCUGAUUAUGAUAUGAUAUUCUUGUAACUAUUUUAGACAGACGUAUAACUGUAAGAUAUUCUUGUUUUAGUUUUUUUUGUCUUAACACUUAUCUGACUUGAGCCGAACAUCUUAUUUUGUUGUCCUAUUUAAAUGUUCUUUUUAAUAUGUAUAUGAAAUGUAUAUUGCAAAAAUAUUUUAUGCUGUAUUUAUUGAGUGUACAAACGAGCGGCCAGCUAGAGUCUCAUUGGCAGCAUGGUGGAGGUGGAGCUAGGGGACGAGGCCUUAAACCACCCCACCCCCCCUCCAUGUUGAAGCCUUAUCCUCUCCAGACACGCAAGCACAGCGACGUGGUGGUGGGCGGACGAAGGGGCACAGUUGAGCAGGGGGACCUGUUUAUUUUUUUUAAUGAGGUAUUAAUUAUGUAGACCCCUGCGUCUAGGAUGUUUAGCUUUCUUGUUUGGCUCCUCGUGAAGGGAAGAGGCCUUCUCAUAUGUCCUCUUACCACCUUCUUGUACUCCCUCUUCCCUCUCUCCCCAGAUCUCUCCUCCCAUCUUGGUGAGGCCACCCCCACAUGUUGCGUCUCAUCUCCUGUAGAGUUAGGGGGAACCUUUACUGAACCACAUAGACUGAGCUGACCACUGACAUCCUCAUCCAGAGCUGCUAAUAUGUUAGCCAUAUAAACUCCCCUGGCCUGGUAAAGUACAGGUGGAUGAGAAUAGAGGAGAAGGAGGGAAUGAUGGUGACUGCUCAGGCAGAGGAUAUUAUGUGUGGCUUCUGUCCUUUCACAUUUCCCUUGUGCCAGAGACUUUUACACAGGACGGAGUGGAGUGUAAAGUCUCAUUCCGCUCAAAUACAAGCCUCCGCCUUAAGUGUGUUCUUACUUCGUUGUUGGGUUUUAUUUACGACUACGGAACACCUGAGUUGAGUACAAAAAAAAUGGCCUAACUCCAAAAUAGCAUUCUCGUGUUUCUUUUCAUACCACUAAUAGUGCUACAGUAGUUGUUGAGCCCCAACGUACAAAGUGUAUGUUUCCCCACGUGUGUGGAUGUAAGAACAAGAGCCCGCGGGUUCUGUGUGCUGACUUGUACGUGUAUAAUGAAUCAAGGUGUUGUAAUAAUUCAUUGCUGUUCUGUUUGCCCACGGUGUCUGUUAGUUGUUCCAACCUCACUCUAGGGUCAGAGGUCAGAGGCAUGGAGCUUGGAAGGGGUCGUCAACCCUGUUCAGAACUUUUUUGAUAGGCUUUUCUACCUAAUACCCAUAGACAAAUCCUUUUUAGACAUGUUGACUCCAUUUAGCUACCUGUUUGGUGUGCAAGCAGACGCUGCUUGCUUUCAGUCUAUUCGCAGUCCAUGUUAAGAUGGUGAAGAAACAUUUGCUCGAGAGAUUAUCGGAUGCUGUUUUCCCCAAUCUUACACUGGUUUGAAGACAGAUCUUGUCAGUGGCCAUGAAUGCUGGACUUUUUAAAGGGUUCCCUAUAUGUUUCAUCGGUAUCUUGAGGUUAUUUUUGUAUUUGAUGUGCGUCAGUUAGGAUUGUGCGCUGUGAUACCAUUUUGAGUCCUGAGGCACCAGCUAAAAUCAAUGGGUGUUUGAUGAUUAGAACAAGGUAGCCACAUGAGUUCCAUGCCUCCAUCUCUCUCCCUUACUACUCUGUAUGUUUCAAACUCUGUUGUACCAACAGUUCUUUUUUAUUUCAGUUUGAAAUGUCUUUUGUUUAAUAAUUCUUUCUUUUAGGCCUUCUGUUUUGCUUUGCUACAAUUUGAAGUGUAUCUUUCACUAAUACUUGUAAUAAAAAGCUUUGCUUUAAAA